AUGAUAUCAACUCCUCGUUACUUAAUAAAGCCAUUGCAUUUUUGCAAGGCUGACAUAUCAUUAAUUUCAGUAAAAUUUUAUCCUAUCCUUGCACAACGUCGUUUUCAUAUUUUCAACAAGCAAGGUUUAAAUAAUUUAAUAUUGAAGACACGAUAUAAUUGUUGUUCUUUCUUUUCGAACAAAAACACAACACCACAACAAACAAAGGAUAAAAAUACUUCUACGAUAAAUACCCUUAAAGAGAGACCCUCAACAACUUCAUCACUUUUAUCUACUUUCCAACACUCUGCAACAAUAUCACUUGCUAAAAAACAAUCUUUAAUUGAACGGAUAAAUAAAUUCAUUAACACGAUCAAGAUUAAAGAUAGACAGCAUAUGCUUAAUGCUGCUUCACAAGUAUUGAAUGAGUUUACAGGGUAUUCCGCAGUCGAAAAAUUGAAAGAAAAGGUGAUCCAACAGGAACAAGAAUUUGUCACCACACGUCAACGCCUCGCUUCCUCCAAAUUAGCAUAUGAGGAAGCAGUUACAAAGAGAUCCGAAACUCAACGCGAAAUUAAUGACCUUCUUCAGCGAAAGCAUCAAUGGUCUAAUGAUGAUGUUGUAAGGUUCACGGAACUUUAUCGAAAUGAACAUUUGAAUGAACAAGCAGAAAGUUUUGCCAAAGAGGAAUUUCGUAAAUGGGAGAAACAAGUUGAAAAGGAAUACUCUGACCUAACUAGAUCUAUAAUGAUGCGUUAUCAUGAGGAGCAAGUCUGGAGCGAUAAAAUCCGUAGUGCGUCAACAUACGGAACAAUUGCUCUUAUGACAAUAAACGUUAUUUUGUUUAUUUGCGUACAAUCCAUUUUUGAGCCUCAUAAAAGACAAAAAUUAGCUGAUAAAUUUGAGGAGUUACUUAUCAAGAAAUCCGAUGAAGAUGAGAAAAAAUUUGAGAUUGGAAUUUUUCGUCCAUUAUAUCAAAGGUUUGAAAAAUUGGACGAAAUGAUAAAUUUUGAGAAACAGAAUGUUUCUGAAGUUGGAAUUGAAACGAAGGAAAGUGACAUGAUCCCUCUUCCACCAGAAAGCACGUCGCAAGAAACUGAACCCCCUAGAAACGAAAUUCUAAUCACUCGUGGUGAAUUGGACAAGAUUGUAAUUUUAUCUACGUUAAUAGGAGCUGGAGCGGGAUGGCUAUUAAGUUUUAUAUUUUCUGAACGCUUCAAUAGAAGAUGA
Messenger RNA from Funneliformis geosporum, 1209 nucleotides. Lineage: Eukaryota; Fungi; Glomeromycota; Glomeromycetes; Glomerales; Glomeraceae. The record is from the annotation of a GenBank genome assembly.